Molecule: messenger RNA, 1437 nt
Organism: Aspergillus tanneri
Lineage: Eukaryota; Fungi; Ascomycota; Eurotiomycetes; Eurotiales; Aspergillaceae
Product: camp independent regulatory protein
Exons: 1
Coding region: 1-1437 (478 amino acids)
Molecular function (GO): DNA binding
Source: RefSeq, a predicted model, not a curated record
AUGGUCAACGGCACUACAACGGUGUUGGAGCCGACUUAUAUGGGAUAUGUCGCGACUACUAACGACGCUUUAAUCCUGUUCGAGGCCUGCUUGACCGGUGUUCUUCAUCAUGUGCCCCGUCGACCGCACGAUCGCGAACGCGGCCAUCUGGUCCGCAGCGGCAGCGUGUUUAUCUACGAGGAGAACUCAUCGGGGAUCAAACGGUGGACGGAUGGAGUGACCUGGAGCCCCAGUCGAAUUUUGGGCAACUUCCUGGUGUAUCGGGAGCUCGAAAAGCCAUUUCCACCGGGGGAAAAGAAGCGAGCAAUGAAGAAGGCGAACCGACGCCCCGUGCCUUCAAGACCCGGCGAACCCUACCCGCGACAGGAAGGCAACGGGACGGGCUAUUCUCCGCCAGCUACGGCAGGCUCUUUUGGGGAAAGAUCGCAGCAGAGUGAGAUGGAGCGAGCGCUAGUGGGGUCCCUGGUGGAUUCGUACGGCUUCAAGGAUUCGGGCUUGGUCAAGAAGACAAUGAGCGUGACUGUUUCCGGCGUUACGCACCAUCUUGUUUCGUAUUACAGCGUUGAAGAUGUGUUGCGGGGGGCUUUGAGUCCACCAUCGAUGGUCGAGUCAUUGCGCUUCAUCCGACCUCGUCCAGAGCUUACGCAGAAACAAAGCUUCCGGGCUCCGAUUGAUGAUUUGGAAACGGGGACUAUGGAGAGUCCCAACGAUCCGUCUCACGCUCUAUAUGGGUAUCGUCCUCAGCUGGUAGCCCCCCCAGGAUACGCACUCACAAACCCUCCUCACCCGGAAUUCUACAUGCACGCAGCAGCACCUUAUGCUGCAACUCAUCCUCCACAGUCCGCGAACAUCACCGGGUAUUCCAUGCCAGGGUCGGUACCUGCAGCUCAAGCACCAAACCCAUAUCUGCCCGCUCCUUCGGCACCGACUCAGAUCCCUCAGAAACCGGACGACUAUGUUCACUUUCGGGCCCCAUCACAAUACGGAGCCGGAUUUGAUUCCCUCGCCCAAAACUCUUUAUCAUCCUCCAUUCCGUCUGCACUCAGUGCGACUAUGCCGAGUUCGUUGAGUGACCGGAAUCGCUCCCAGUCGGAACAUAGCCCAUCGGCGUAUCGAAACUCUUCGAUUUCAUCGCGCAGCAUUGCAACAGAUGCGACUUCUCCAAUGGAUCCUGCCACCCCCGCCACAUAUUCGCGCGCAAGCUUUAGUUUAGGGAGUCAAAUGGAUGCGUCAUCUCAUCAUUCGCCCCUGGAACAACGCGGCAUGUCGGCAUUUGAUCCCAGCAUUCCACGUCGGGAGUCAAACCCCAUACCCACACCUUACUAUGGCGGAAAUGACAGGCCUCAGUAUUACAUGAAUGCUACAACUCCAGCGGCCCAUGCAAAUUAUCCAGUUUCGACAUGGACAACGGCUGCUCCAGCUCAACCACAAGUAUAA